UCGCCAAAACAUCGUACAAUAUCGAGUACCUGAGACCAAACCAGCUACAAUUUUAAAAAUUCGAUAUUUUUUAUAACUCUAAACCACAAAACGCAAGACAAUUGAAAUAAAAAUACUAUGAACACGACACCUGUAAUUAGUUAUUGUUUAUUAAUGCAGAGUUUUAAAAUCAUUGCUGCACUCCACUGAUAAGGCAAUACUGUACCGAGUAAAAUUAAAAAAUUCAAUUUUACAAAUAUUAAAACUAUAAGAUGGUGAUAAUUUUGAUAUUCUGGUGCUGUAUAUUGCUGCUAGGUAUCGCGUCUACAUUUUUGUUUUGCUUACGUCAAUGGAUUCUACGGAACAAAAAAAAGUUACAUUGGUCCCAGCCGGAAGAUAAAUUGUAUGUUGGCUUAUUCCAUCCAUAUUGCAACGCUGGCGGUGGAGGCGAGCGCGUCUUGUGGUGUGCUGUAAGGGCGUUACAGAACAAGUAUGAUAACGUAAAGAUAGUCAUUUACACAGGAGAUACUGAUUCGACGCCCAGCUCAAUUCUGCAGAAGGCGAAAAACGUAUUUAACAUAACACUCGAAACUGAAAAGAUUACGUUUGUAUAUCUGAAACAACGACAAUGGGUUGAAGCGAGAAAGUAUCCGCACUUUACUUUGCUGGGACAGAGUUUAGGAUCGAUUAUCUUAGGCUUAGAAGCUAUCUGCAAAUUUCCACCAGAUAUCUUUAUUGAUACUAUGGGAUAUGCCUACACGUUUCCAGUCUUUCGCUACUUGGCUGGUAGUAGAAUUGGAUGCUAUGUUCACUAUCCUUUAAUAAGCACAGAUAUGCUAAAAAAGGUGCAAUAUCGUCAAUCAUCUUACAACAAUAAAGCCUAUGUCGCCCGCAAUCCCUUUCUUACAUGGUUAAAGCUUACCUAUUAUCGGUUGCUUUCUAAGACAUAUAAGUGGGUAAGCCGCUGCUCGGAAACUAUUAUGGUGAAUUCAACAUGGACUGAAAACCAUAUCGUAGACCUGCUAAAUGUGCCAUUAAAAACUCAUAGAGUGUAUCCGCCAUGUGAGAUUGAACACCUUAAGAAACUGGAACAUAUUGAAAACAAUGAGGAAAUCCUAAUAGUGUCUGUAGGGCAGUUUCGACCUGAGAAAAAUCACCCAUUGCAAUUACAAGUUUUGUAUGAGCUAAGGACAUUGCUGAUUAGAGAUGAGGAUCUCUGGAAUCGAAUAAAACUUGUUAUAGUAGGAUCUUGCCGACAUGAAGAAGAUUACGAAAGGCUUCAUAAUAUGGAAGACCUUGCAAAGCAUUUAUCUCUUGAGAAUUCCGUGGAGUUUAAAGUAAACGUUUCAUAUGAUGAGCUCUUGAAUAUAUAUAAACGAGCAACAAUUGGUAUACACACUAUGUGUAAUGAGCACUUCGGAAUUGGAAUCGUGGAAUGCAUGGCAGCUGGUAUAAUUAUGAUUGCUCAUGAAUCAGGUGGUCCAUUACUUGAUAUUAUCGAGACUUCUGCAGGCUCCCAAAAUGGAUUUCUUGCAACCCAUGCAAUUGAAUAUGCAGCUAGCAUAAUGAAUAUUAUAAUUAAUCCUGCUAAAACGAAUAGGGAUAUUAUAAAUGCAGCGCGGUCAUCUGUUGAAAGGUUUUCAGAAAAAGAGUUUAACAGCCAGUUUUUACGAGCCAUUUCGCCGGUUUUUGUGCCACGGGAUAACGAACUUUGAUACAAAAAUAUGCUAGUGGACAAUAUCUUAAAAUGUUUAAUAUAACAAUAAAAUGUCUGCAGGCCCGAGAAUUCUUGGCAAAGUAAUUCAGAAAGUUGUUCAAUGUAAAUUGUGUAUAUUUAAUAAUUCUGAGUUGUUUUUUUAAUAUGAGGGAGUCUACCUUAUUUAUAUCUAGCAAAAUCACAGCCAAAACCAAAUACCUACAUUAUUUUCU
Molecule: messenger RNA, 1908 nt
Organism: Drosophila hydei
Lineage: Eukaryota; Metazoa; Arthropoda; Insecta; Diptera; Drosophilidae
Gene: Alg11
Product: GDP-Man:Man(3)GlcNAc(2)-PP-Dol alpha-1,2-mannosyltransferase
Exons: 5
Coding region: 252-1694 (480 amino acids)
Biological process (GO): protein N-linked glycosylation
Cellular component (GO): endoplasmic reticulum membrane
Molecular function (GO): GDP-Man:Man(3)GlcNAc(2)-PP-Dol alpha-1,2-mannosyltransferase activity
Source: RefSeq, a predicted model, not a curated record